Macrosteles quadrilineatus (aster leafhopper) is the source of this 4770-nucleotide messenger RNA. RefSeq names its product WD repeat-containing protein 48-like. NCBI's taxonomy places the organism in Eukaryota, Metazoa, Arthropoda, Insecta, Hemiptera, Cicadellidae. Gene Ontology annotation, biological process: protein deubiquitination; double-strand break repair via homologous recombination. Gene Ontology annotation, molecular function: ubiquitin binding. Bases 238 to 2271 code for a protein of 677 amino acids. The transcript has 14 exons. The record is from RefSeq and is a predicted model, not a curated record.
UUGUCUUGUCGUCUGGUCCUAUAAUCAAAAUCAAAAUAGAAAAACAUUCUUGAUCUAGGGGAUGUUGUUGAAGUUAUACCUAACCCAAAAGAGGCUAUAAUAAUACUAUUGGUUUGUAAUUUGUGUACAUUUCGUUGUUAUAGCUUGAGUUUGAACCUAACUUCACUAAAGCGGAGAGCCUAGUCUACACCGAUAAUGAUAUUGUAGUAGUUUUAGAGCAGCCAAUGAAAGAUCAGAAUGAUGACAACACACAAGUCUGGUGGUCAGUCUGGUCGCAAGAAAGUCCAGGUAUCUUUUGUUAUUCGGGAUGAAGUAGAAAAACAACACCGUGCAGGAGUGAACUCGCUCCAGUAUGAUCCGACAUUGCAGAGGCUAUACUCAGCGGGUCGAGACAGCAUCAUCCGCACGUGGAACUGCAAACAACCCAAGGAUCCGUACAUCCAGUCCAUGGAGCAUCACACGGACUGGGUCAACGACAUCGUUCUAUGUUGCGGCGGGAAAAACUUGAUAUCAGCUAGUUCAGACACAACUGUGAAAGUGUGGAACGCUCACAAGGGCUUCUGCAUGUCAACGUUACGUACACACAAGGACUACGUGCGAGCGCUGGCGUACGCUCGGGACAGGGAACAAGUUGCGUCUGCUGGCCUCGACCGUGCAAUCUUCCUCUGGGACGUUAACACUCUUACGGCACUCACUGCCAGCAAUAACACUGUUACUACAUCUUCUUUGAAUGGAAGUAAAAACUCCAUUUACAGCCUAGCAAUGAACCCUCCUGGUACUGUGAUUAUCAGUGGAAGUACAGAGAAAGUUUUGAGGGUUUGGGACCCACGGUCUUGCAACAAACUCAUGAAACUCAUCGGACACGCAGACAACGUGAAGGCCCUGGUAGUGAACAGAGACGGAACUCAGUGUUUGUCAGGCAGUUCAGACGGAACUAUCAAGCUGUGGUCGCUCGGCCAGCAGCAGUGUGUUCACACCUUCAGAAUACAUUCCGAGGGCGUCUGGGCUUUGCUGGCAACGGAAAACUUCACCCAUGUGAUAUCUGGAGGCAGGGAUCGGAAGGUACUCAUGACAGACUUACGGAACCUGAACAAACAGUCAAUCUGCAUCUGUGAAGAGAGCGCUCCGAUCCUCAAGAUGGCUGCCCCACCUGACUUUAGUGGGGUUUGGGUAGCUACGUCAGAAUCUACCAUCAACUACUGGGCGGUACCUAAGAGGGACUGGAUCUCUGAUGGUGGGGUGGGCUCGGGGGACGAUAGUGAUUGCAUGAACGGAGUCACACCCAUCAACGCAAAGCCAGAUAUGACCAUCAAAGGAGGUCCAGCGAUACGCAGGUUCCACAUCUUGAAUGACAAGAGGCACAUACUGACACAGGAUACAGAAAACAACGUGGCCAUCUUUGAUGUUUUAAAGGCUUGCAAGGUUGAAGAUUUGGGACAAGUAAAUUUUGAUGAAGAGGUUAAAGCAAGAUUCAAAAUGGUGUACGUUCCAAACUGGUUUAAUGUAGACCUCAAAACUGGGAUGCUUACAAUUCAUUUGGGACAAGAUGAAAACGACUGCUUCUCUGCCUGGGUCUCGUCAAAAGAAGCUGGUCUUGCUCCUAAUGAAAUGGUUGACCAAAAAGUCAACUAUGGAAACCUAUUAUUGAAAGCCUUGUUGGAGAAUUGGUGGACAACAGUGCAUGUUGAUGAAGAGACUGAGAUAUCAGGCGAUGCCCACAACAUGCCUCAGCAGUCCAAGUUUGGAAACGAGUACUUCAAAGUUCCUGGCCACACGCCAUUGAUUUUUAGUGAGGUGGGGGGAAGAACUUUGUAUCGUCUGUUGGUGAGAGAUGCCGGGGGUGAAACUGAGACUGUACUGCUGAAUGAGACUGUACCUUCAUGGGUAGUGGACAUCAUAGUGGAGAAGAACAUGCCAAAGUUCAACAAAAUACCUUUCUAUCUCAUACCAUUGCCUUCUGCUGGAGCCAAGAAUUCCAAGAGAGACAGACUGAUAGCAAACGACUUCAUACAGAUGCACAAGGUGGCCGAGCAUGUGUAUGAGAAGGUGCUUGGAUCAGACUCAGGCUCCGUGGCAGUGUCCCCUGGAAUGGAGGACCAGGACAACGGAUCUUUGGCCGAGGAGAAAGUGGAAUUGCUGUGCAAUGAUCAGGUAUUGGAUCCUAACAUGGACUUGAGGACGGUUCGACAGUUCAUCUGGAAAACCUCAGCUGAUCUGGUUCUACACUUUAAGCCAAUCAAGGGCCUGUCAACAAUCUCUCAAAGAACUUGAUAAGUGUUACAUUCCAAUGAAUAAUUUUAUAUCUGUACAAUUUAUUUUUUUAAAUAUUAUUUAUGGUGUUUUAAAUGCCCUGUACAUAGUUCAGUAUUCGUAUUUUGUGAUACUUUUGUUAUUUAUAUAACUUAUACAUUUAAUUUUAAAAUUAACUGUUUAUCUAAGCAUAGUUGAAUAUUGUAAGGUUGAUAUUGCUGUUAUUUAAUGAAGUCAUUAGAAAUAAAUAUGGUGACAUUGGUAGACUACCUACUAGUUGAUCCACGACAUAAUGAAGUGUUUAAUUUUUAUUGAAUUGUUAUAGCGAAUUUCCCAUAUAGAGAAUAAGCUAUUACCGUAGGUCUCAUAGUAAGACCUAGACCCCGCCAGGACCGCUUUGCUUUUUCGUUUUGAUGUCUCCAGAGGCCAAAAACCCCAUCCGUUCAUAUAAAUAUUUGACCAUUUGCAUGAUAACUUUAGCAAAAUCAUAUACAAUUUUGAACAAAUUUGGUACAAACGUUGUUGCAUACUAGUUCACCACUUUUCCUUAUUUUUAUUCCAAAUUGAUUUCAAUAUAUUUAUAAUUUUAUUUCCUCUUAGUUCUAAUUACAAUUUCCUAUCUUACUUUCCCAUCCUAAUUUCUUGACAGCUGAAAGUUAUUUAAUUUAAUGUUUUUAUAUAUCAUACUUUUGAUUAUUAUAAAAAAAAACAUUGUGUUUCUAUCUUCAAUACAAUCACCACGAAUAAUUUUAUUCUCAAUUUUAUUUUAAAACCCACAUACAAUUUUUCAUGGGAUUCAAGCAAAAUAUUAUUCAUUUUACCUUUAAACUACAUUAUACAAUCCGUAUUAUGAACAUUGUUAAAUUGUACAUGAAGGAGAAGACAUUUUUAUUGUGAUACUUUUAAUCAUCAAGACAAUGAAUGAACUUGAACUUAAAUUACUCAAGAAGCUAUGAAUCCUUACAUACACAAAACAUGAACAAGAAAACAUGAAACAAAAAUUGGUCAAUUAUAGCAUACCUAAGUACUCCUUUUUAACAUGGUGUUAUUUAAAUAGGAAAUAAAUCUGAUAAAUUUAAGAUAAUUUUUUGGUGUUGUUAUUUAGUCUGCAUUUUUUCUGCAGCGGCAGUAUUUUACUUGCCUGUCAAUCCAUGCUGCUAGGAACACGCUUUAAGAAAUGUCAGAAGUUUAUUGUUUUAAGAAUUUUCGAGAUCAAAAAUUAAUUUUGUUAGUACAUUCCAGUAGUAUAUUCUAAUUUAACGUGACCUUAACUAGCAGUGUUUCAAUGUAGAUAUAAUUUUUAAAAAUGAUUAAUGUCUUACUGUAUUUUGUAGUAAACAUUUUGAAAAUUUAGCUUGCUGUUGCUUGUUGUAUUAGCGAAUUUCCCUAUAGGGAAGUAGCUAUUACCAUAGGUGGCAUGGUAAGACCUAGGCCCGGGACCGAUUUACUUUUCCAUUUUGAUGUCCCCAGAGGCCAAAAACACCAUUCGUUCAAAUUUGUAUAUAUGUAUAUAUAUAUAUAGAUUUAUAUAUAUAUGUGUCCGUGAACGCGAUAACUUGAGUAAUUUUUGUCCGAUUUUGAUGAAAUUUGGUUUAAAGGUAUAAAGCGCGAUAAACUUGAAUGAGUUCGCAAACCAGCAUGAUCGGACUAUGGGAACGGGGGUUUAUGGGGGGUUUUGGGGGGUAAAAAUAGUUUUUUCCCAUUUUGACCCUAUAAACACAAAAUUUCACAAUUUCUUUCUAAACCAUUUUGUAGAGCUUAAAAAACAAAUAAUUUAGUAUAUUGAAGCGUUGUUAUGCGCCUAAUGGUUACGGAGAAAAUUCAAAAAUAUUGUAAUUUUAAAAUUCCCAUGUUAUUCUUAUGGAGAAUAAGUCAACUGUUGUAGUUUGCUUGUUUAUGAACAUAUUUUGAUCAAAUUUGGAAAAUACAUUAAUUUCUUACUAAACUACAGUAGGCCUACCUAUUAACAUUUUACAUAAAAAAAAUACUUUUUACCCUCCCUGUUGCAGCAAACCUAAGUUUUACUCGUUAAACUAAUUCCUUUUAAAUAGGGAAUAAAUGUGAUAUUUUUAAGGAGACAUUUUAGUGUAAAUCCAAUCAGGCAAAUGGAAAUUCGCUAAGUCUGCAGGUUUGCUGCGGCGGGGGUAUUUUUAUUAUUUUGAAACAAUUUUUAGUUAAGGGUUAGAAGAUGUAUUUUGGUGAAUUACUCUACAAGAAACAUGAAAGGAAAUGAAUAUACAGUUUUAUGCUAGUAUCAUAAAUGCAUCAAUAAUCAAUUGAUUUAGAAGAUUUUCAUAAAAUUAAAUCUUCUAUUAGACUGGCAUGGAAUGAAAGAAUUGUGUAAAAACCUUAAUAUAUGCAGCAGGGCUUUAUUUAAUAUUUACAUUAUUUUCUUGUUAUUUCUAUUUUUUUAAAGUUAUUUUUGUUUCUGCACUAUGAUUAUGAAUUUUGAAUAUAAUGUAAUUGGAUCCCUGUAUGAAUGACUCUUUUAAGAUAAGAAUUGUACAUUUGUGAAUUAUG